UUUCGGACGUCAUAUUAAAGCGCACCGGGCGCCGAGACUUCUGGGAGAUGAAGUCCUUGCGAAGGCCCCGCAUUGAUUGGGAGCGCAGUCGCCAGGACCCUUUGCGCAGGCGCGUUGGUUUCCCGACCUGAAGAGGCGCCGUCUUCCCGGGUCCCGAGCACUCUGUGCCGGAGGACUCUGCCCUUGUCCACAAGGAGAGCACACAGGAGAGAAUGGCUGCUGUGUCUCCGACCACCAGAUGCCAGGAAUCAGUGACAUUCGAAGACGUUGCCGUGGUUUUCACAGAUGAAGAGUGGAGUCGUCUGGUCCCCAUACAGAGGGACCUCUACAAGGAGGUGAUGCUGGAGAACUAUAACAGCAUUGUGUCAUUGGGCCUUCCAGUUCCUCAACCUGAUGUGAUUUUCCAAUUGAAGAGAGGGGACAAGCCGUGGAUGGUAGAUCUUCAUGGGUCUGAGGAGAGAGAAUGGCCAGAGAGUGUCUCUCUAGACUGGGAAACUAAGCCUGAGAUUCACGAUGCUUCAGACAAAAAAUCAGAAGGAUCAUUGAGGGAAUGCCUUGGAAGGCAAAGUCCUCUGUGUCCUAAAUUUGAAGUUCAUACACCCAAUGGCAGGAUGGGAACAGAAAAGCAAAGCCCUUCAGGGGAGACUCGUAAGAAAUCCCUCUCCCGGGACAAAGGCUUGCGGCGAGGGUCAGCCCUGUCCAGGGAAAUUCUCACUAAAGAGAGACACCAGGAAUGCAGUGACUGUGGGAAGACCUUUUUUGACCACUCAUCCCUCACCCGCCAUCAGAGGACUCACACUGGGGAGAAGCCCUACGACUGCCGCGAGUGUGGGAAAGCCUUCAGCCACAGGAGCAGCCUCAGCAGACAUCUGAUGUCACACACUGGGGAGAGCCCCUACGAGUGCAGCGUGUGCGCAAAAGCCUUCUUUGACCGCUCGUCCCUAACUGUCCAUCAGCGAAUUCACACUGGAGAGAAACCCUUUCAGUGCAACGAGUGUGGAAAAGCCUUUUUUGACCGUUCAUCCCUUACUCGACACCAGAGAAUUCACACUGGAGAAAGUCCUUAUGAAUGUCAUCAGUGUGGGAAAGCCUUUAGCCAGAAAAGCAUUCUUACUCGCCAUCAGCUAAUCCACACUGGCAGGAAGCCUUAUGAGUGUAACGAGUGCGGGAAAGCUUUCUAUGGUGUCUCGUCUCUGAAUAGACAUCAGAAAGCUCAUGCUGGGGACCCUCGCUAUCAGUGUAACGAGUGUGGCAAAGCUUUCUUUGACCGCUCAUCCCUUACACAGCAUCAGAAGAUCCACACUGGAGACAAGCCAUAUGAAUGCAGCGAGUGUGGGAAAGCCUUUAGCCAGCGGUGCCGGCUCACGCGGCAUCAGCGUGUCCACACGGGAGAGAAGCCCUUUGAAUGCACUGUGUGUGGGAAAGUUUUCAGUUCAAAAUCUUCUGUUAUUCAACAUCAACGGCGUUACGCCAAACAGGGAAUAGACUGAGUUGGGCAAAAGCUUGGGUAGGACAAGAACUUCCAUACAAAUUUGAGAUAGAUCUCGCCUGUCUUAAAGCUGCCAUUUGCUCAUUCUACCCACUCUGGCUGCCGUUGUCCUGUCCUGCUUCUGCGCCAGAGUGUUUAAUAAGCACUCCCUUCCUGCUGUGUUAUAGAACUGUAGGGGAGGCCAUGGAAAUGACUCUAAAGAUACAAAAUUUUGAAGAGGUUUGUCAGACAAUAGGAUAGAUGUUAGGAGGAGACACACCUCUUGUCUGAGAACCUAGGCCCCAGGUAUCACUGCACUUUAAGAAACUGGAGGCUGCAACAGGAGGGAAAGGCAGAAUGAUAUCAGAGCAGUACUAUUUUCUUUUUUCGGAACAGUUGUUUUGAUGGCUGUUAGUCCCCCUCUCUUGGAGCAUUUUAUUGUUCUCUUGUGUCCCAGCUUUUAGACCUCUUACUUCUACUGCUAGUAGCUAGCACUUACUGAGCACCUGCGAUGAGGUAAAGACUCAGCUAAGGGUUUUACAGGAAGUAGAUUAAUUGAUCAUGUCACCAACCAUAUGAAGUAGGCACUGUUACCAUCUGCAUCUCCAGAUGAGCACCCUGAGGUUUAGAGAGAUUAAAUCACUUGCCCAAGGUGAACCAGCUGGUAAAAGGUGAUGCCAGGUCUUGAAGACAGGUCCACCUUCAAAAUCUAUUCUCUUUACCAUUAUGCUCGAUGGUUUGUUUGUUUUAUAAUUUAUGUAUAUGUAUUAUCCUCUCAACUAGAUUGUAAGCACUUGGAGGUGUGACUUACAGGUCUUUGUAUCUCACACAGUGCCUUGCUAAUAGGUGCUCAAUAAAUAUUUAUAUGAGUGAAUGACUUUUCUACUUACCAAAUUCUCUCCAUUCAGAACACCUCUUGGAUUUGCAUACUUUCUCUGAAUUCACAGCCCAGCCUAUACUUUUAUCAUCCCCAGCUCCCACUCCUGGCAGCAGUAGCUUUCUAAUUCCAGUUCUUCCUGCUUUAUUGAAGAGGGAUGUGCUAAGCUGUGGUACAGUAACAAGCCCACAGAGAGCUAUGUCUCCCUUAAAACCUGACGGGAACCACUCUGUCUUAUUCUAGCCUCAUUAUUUGGAACAUCUGGCUUCCAAAGUCACCACAAGGGCGGAAGAGAAAGCUAGAGGAAUUUGUAGGAUAUUUUCUUAGACCCAGGCUUACAUCACUUCUGUCCACAUCUAAUAAGCCAGAACCCAGCACCUAGAAGCUAGGAAAGUAAACAAGCACCUCGAAAGUUGGUUAAUACCAAGAACCUCUCUCACAGUUAUAUUUUGCUACUACUGUUAAGCCAGUCUUGGCAAAUGACCCCUUCCUGCCCAUCACUGCCUUCCUCAAGACCUAAAAUAGCUCCCUAUUUAGUGAAAAAUUAUCUGAAUAUUUAAGGUCUGCCUUAACGUGAUCCCCAUUGCUGAACUUUACCUCCUGACUCCAAAAACUCUUCUCUUCCCUGGGCCCAGUCCCUUUUUUUUUUUUUUUUUUUUUUUUUUUUGAGACAGAGUCUCACUCUGUCACCCAGGUUGGAGUGCAGUGGCACAAUCUCCGCUCACUGCAAGCUCCGCCUCCCGGGUUCACACCAUUCUCCUGCUUCAGCCUCCCGAAUAGCUGGGACUACAGGUGCCCGCCAACACGCCCGGCUAAUUUUUUGUAUUUUUAGUAGAGACGGGGUUUCACCGUGUUAGCCAGGAUGGUCUCAAUCUCCUGACCUCGUGAUCCGCCCGCCUUGGCCUCCCAAAGUGCUGGGAUUACAGACGUAAGCCACCGUGCCCGGCCGAUAUUUUUAUUUUAUUAAAGGUUAGGCACUAGAUGACCUUGACUCUAGGCAUCUGCAUUCUCUUGAUCUUUGCUUAGGGUGAAGCUCAGAAAAGGACUUGGUUCUGAAAGGCUGUCUGGAAUUAGAUUGUCCUCCGUGAUUCCCAGUGAAUUGAGAUGAAUUUCCUCUGGAAGUUCAAGUCAGAUUCGAGAAGCUGAAUUACCAAACAGACCCUCCCCAACCUACUAACAACCCUAUUACUCUGUUCACCCUAGAGCAGACAAACGGCAGGGAAGACUUGAUCUGUGGACUUUUGAAAGCAACUGGAGGAAAAACACGUAACAGAAUCUAUAGGUGUGGACAAUAUGUGAUAUUGCUAAAUAAUGUCAAGUAGGAAAUAAAGGAGACUAUUGACAAA
Molecule: messenger RNA, 3691 nt
Organism: Pan troglodytes (chimpanzee)
Lineage: Eukaryota; Metazoa; Chordata; Mammalia; Primates; Hominidae
Gene: ZNF2
Product: zinc finger protein 2
Exons: 5
Coding region: 213-1490 (425 amino acids)
Biological process (GO): regulation of transcription by RNA polymerase II
Molecular function (GO): RNA polymerase II cis-regulatory region sequence-specific DNA binding; DNA-binding transcription factor activity
Source: RefSeq, a predicted model, not a curated record